UCCGCCAAAACACGCGAAGAAGAAGCUAGUUUAGCAAUUUUAGCUCUAGCUAACUAGCACGUUUGGUGACUUUAGUGUUGUUGUGUUAGCUAACUGCUAACAAAUCUGGAUUUAAAGAAACAUACAAAUAGAAUAUCGUCAUUUUUGGGAUGCUAGUCUGCUGUGAGUUUUGAAAAGAUACGUUUCGUGUAUGUGUCUGCCGGCCCGUUAGAAUGUUAACCGGACUUCAACUUGUUGGAUGAUUCUACUGAAUUAAGAGCUAAAGGGCCCUUGAGUCCGCGGUGCUUGGGUGAACGACAACCGGGAUCACCGUGGUCUGGGAGGGGUAGCAUCAAGCCACAAGCUAGCUAGCAGUGUUCACAGCACCAAAACCUUUCCUGAAUAUGUCACACAUCGGACCCCCUCCUCGAUGGCGGAAUUGUCCCAGAAGAGGACAGCCUAUUGCAACUAAAUUCCUGCCAAUGAAAACAAUGUUGGGUCCCAGAUAUGAUGACCAAGUUGCAGAGGAGAACAGGUUUCACCCAAGCAUGCUGUCCAACUAUCUGAAAAGUCUAAAAGUGAAAAUGGGCUUGCUUGUUGAUUUGACAAACACUACUCGCUUUUAUGACCGCAACGACAUUGAAAAAGAAGGCAUAAAAUACGUGAAGCUUCAGUGUAAAGGCCAUGGAGAAUGCCCUUCACAAGAGACCACCUCAAUGUUCAUCAGACUCUGUGAACAUUUCGUAGAGAAGAAUCCCACAGAAAUGAUAGGUGUUCACUGCACGCAUGGCUUCAACCGGACAGGCUUUUUGAUAUGUGCAUACCUGGUGGAGAAGAUGGACUGGAGCAUCGAUGCAGCUGUGGCCGCUUUCAGCAAUAGCCGACCCCCGGGGAUCUACAAGGGAGACUACCUCACUGAGCUUUUCCGUCGCUAUAGUGAUGAGGAGCACACGCCCCCCGCCCCUGCGCUCCCUGAGUGGUGUUUCGAUGAUGAUGACGAUGGUGAAGUGGACGAUGAUGGUAACGCUGUUGGCCAGGAGUCGGGCCCCAGCUCCUCUGGGUCAGCGCCUGGAAAACGAAAGAAGGAGAAGCUAAAACUGGGUGCAGUAUUCCUCGAAGGCAUGACCGUGAAAGGCGUCACACAGGUCACCACGCAACCCAAACUUGGAGAGAUCCAAAGAAAGUGUCAGGAGAUGGCCGAGUGGGACAAGUCUGGUUUUCCUGGUGCACAGCCCGUGUCCAUGGACAGGAAAAACCUCCGCUUCCUGGAACAGAAUCCAUACAAAGUCAGCUGGAAAGCCGAUGGCACGCGGUACAUGAUGCUGAUCAACGGUAAAAAUGAAGUAUUUAUGAUCGACAGAGACAACAUGGUCUUUCACAUUGCAAACUUGGAGUUUCCUUUCCGGAAGGAUCCACGCGUCCACUUAUCAAACACUCUGCUUGAUGGGGAGAUGAUCAUUGACAAGGUGAAUGGUCAGCCAGUCCCCCGCUAUUUGAUAUACGACAUCAUCAAAUUCAAUGGACAGCCUGUUGGCCAGUGUGAUUUCAGUGUCCGACUGUUAUGCAUAGAAAAGGAGAUAAUUUCUCCCCGGAUGGAGAAGAUGAAGACUGGGCAGAUUGACAAAACCAAGGAGCCCUUCAGUGUCCGGAAUAAGCCCUUCUUUGACAUCCAUGCAUCGCGCAAGUUACUGGAAGGCAGCUUCACGUCCCAGGUCAGCCACGAAGUUGACGGGCUUAUCUUCCAGCCAUGCGGGAAAUACAAGGCCGGGACAUGUGAUGACAUCCUCAAGUGGAAGCCGCCCCAUCUGAACUCUGUGGACUUUCGCCUCAAGAUCACCAAAGUCGGAGGAGAAGGGCUGCUUCCACAGACUGUCGGCUUGCUCUACGUCGGCAACUAUGACAGGCCCUUUGCGAAGAUGAAGGCCACUAAAGAGCUGAAACAGUACGACAACAAGAUCAUCGAGUGCACCUUUGCCAAUAACAGCUGGGUGUUCAUGAGGCAGAGGGUGGACAAGAGCUUCCCCAACUCCUACAACACAGCGAUGGCUGUCUGUAAAAGCAUCCAGGAGCCCGUCACGAAGGAAAUCCUCUUGGAGUACGUGGACCGCUGUAUCCAGGGAUUCCAAGCCCAGAACCGGAAACACCCGCCAGACCCAGACUCUGAGCUAAUGCCCCCUCCCCCACCAAAGAGGCCCAACCGGGCCAUCCCGUAGCCCACAGCUGGCCCGUCUGGACUGCCCUACAGUCACAGUGUACAUCUGCAUCACCAGCCACACCAAACCCAACAAAAAAACAGACAUUUAAAGGCUUUCUUACCCUCAGCACAUUUACUUUAACAUGUUCAUGUAAAGACUUGAGAAACCUUUAAGUGACAGCCUCAAGAUUAUGAAUUUACCUUCUAGAUUUCUUUGUAGCUUUAUUUGCUGUUGUUCUUAUUAAAAUGAAAACCAUCAUGCUUAGUUUAUUUUCUUGUUUGUUUUUUGUUUUGCUGUUGCAUCUUUUUUUAAAGUCUGAGCUAAUCGGUGUUUCUCAACAGGGACUUUGUUAUGGCUACAAUUAACACCUGACAAUGAAGACCAUGUUUGUGUUUUGUCAGCUAGUUCCUUAUUUGUACUGAAGGAAAAGUAAACAUCAACAAAGCUCAGUCUGCUUUCUGAAUGCAUUUAAAUCAUGAAACAGCAUCAGAGAUCUGAUUUACAUUAACGCGAAGCUGCACAGGGUUUGAGUUUUCGUUCAGUUAAGUGAGUAAUGUUGCUGCCCGUGUUCAACCUUUAAUGCUCGGUGAGGGGUUUCCAAAUAUUUUCACAGAUCUCAGUUCUCCGUUUUCCCAAGAUUUUGUCCAAAGGAAGCCCAUCUGCGUGGACUUUGUUGUAAGGGCCACAUUGGGUGGGCGGGGGGGAUGACAACAUGAUUACACCGUCUCAACACACUAACUAUAAAGGAGCGCCAGCAGUGAAAUGGAGCUACAGAUGGGUGACCAAUGGAUGUAAACCAGCAUAAAGCGUCUUAAUAAGGUGAACAGCGUUAGAGCUGUUUGAGUCUCUGAACUCUACAUCGUUCUUUCAAUAGAUAUCCCCUCCACUGGUGCUUUGAAGAUGACUGAGUGUCUGUCUCAUUAUUAAACUGCGUUGAGAUCUGGUGGUCAGAGCCAUGCCAGUAUUGAACCCCUCUUGCCCUGCUGAUGGAGGAUUAGUAUCCUUAUCCUCCCUUAAGAUUAAGAAUACUUCAUCACAGGACAAAAACACUCACAUCUGUGGCUCAGAGCAGCUGACUACACAUCGAUAACAGUAAUAAGCGGACUUAAGAUUUUUUGAUGCCAGUUAGCUCAGCUGUGUCGAAUUCAUCCUCGCUGGUCUUCAUUUUUAUGAUGUUAUUUUCCAUGGAUCUAGCAAUGUAGCAGGCUAUACACAAACCAUGAGUCCAAAAAGUUGUAAAAACAAAAAUAAAAGAGAAUGUGAACAAU
This is a messenger RNA of Scatophagus argus, 3442 nucleotides long. RefSeq names its product RNA guanylyltransferase and 5'-phosphatase (gene rngtt). NCBI's taxonomy places the organism in Eukaryota, Metazoa, Chordata, Actinopteri, Scatophagidae. Bases 384 to 2192 code for a protein of 602 amino acids. The transcript has 16 exons. Gene Ontology annotation, biological process: protein dephosphorylation; 7-methylguanosine mRNA capping. Gene Ontology annotation, molecular function: ATP binding; mRNA guanylyltransferase activity; protein tyrosine/serine/threonine phosphatase activity. The record is from RefSeq and is a predicted model, not a curated record.